AUGGUUGAAAGGGUGAUCGAGCAGGAGAAAGCUCUCUCACAAGUUCUCCGUGCCGACAAAAAAACACGUCACCUGGUCCCAACUUGGCAGGAUAUGGACGUUCUGGAAUCCAUGAACAAGGCACUGAGUCCUCUCAAGGAGUUUACAGAUGCCUUGUCUGGGGAGCUUUACCCAAGUGUUUCCUACUUGAAACCCGUCCUCCAUCUGUUCAACAACCAGAUACUCAAGCAUCAGGAUGGUGACACUGAGCUCACCACGACUAUAAAAGAGGGCAUACUAAAAUACUUAAAUGAAAAGUAUGAUGACCAGACAACCCAGGACCUGCUUGACAUUGCUUCUCUUGUCGACCCUCGAUUCAAAACAACAUACAUCAAACAAGAGAGGGUGGAUUACAUCAAAACAAGAGCUGCUGCAGAGCUACAGAAGCUGGUGGCUGAACAAACAGAGGCAGUCCCUCUAUCAGCUCCAUCAGUCACUGCCGUAGGUCAGGAUGAGCAAGAGGAGGUUCCUGCUAAGAAGAAAAAGAAGAGUUUGAGCAGCUACUUUAAAACAUCAGCAAAGCCAAGCCAAGUGGCUCCACUUUCAAACAGAGAGUCAAUUGAAAAGGAGCUAAGCCUCUAUCUCCUAAUGGAAGCAGGUUCAGACACAGAACCACUGGAAUGGUGGAAGAGAAAUGAGUUUGGAGUUGUGCCUAGCCUCGUUAUUCCUCGACGCUCGCUGGACCCUGUCGACGCCUGGAUGAUACCUGUCGUCGGUCCAGAAGAGGUGUUCCAGCCCCGCGGCCCCUGCUCUCCUCGUCCCCGCUGGCGCGGAGUGAAUCACAGCAACUUGCAGUCUCUGUGUCGGGUUUCACAAACAUUCAGCGCUGCGGACCCGCCGGUUCCUGCCAGGUUUGGGCUGAGGAUUCACACUGGAGAAAAACCUUACAAGUGUUCACACUGCGACAAGAGAUUCAGUGAUUCAUCAGAUCUGAAAACACAUGAGAGGAUCCACACUGGAGAAAAACCUUACAAGUGUUCACACUGCGACAAGAGAUUCAGUGAUUCAUCAGAUCUGAAAACACAUGAGAGGAUCCACACUGGAGAAAAACCUUACAAGUGUUCACACUGCGACAAGAGAUUCAGUGAUUCAUCAGAUCUGAAAACACAUGAGAGGAUCCACACUGGAGAAAAACCUUACAAGUGUUCACACUGUGACAAGAGAUUCAGUGAUUCAUCACAUCUGAAAAAACACGAGAGGAUUCACACUGGAGAAAAACCUUACAAGUGUUCACACUGUGGCAAGAGAUUUAAUAAGUCAGAAAAUCUGAAAACACAUGAGAAGAUCCACAGCAGAAAGAAGCCACACACCUGCACUCAGUGUGGAAAGAGUUUCUCAAACAAACGAAAUCUUGAGCGUCACAUGAGGAUCCACACUGGAGAGAGACCGUUCACAUGUGAUCAGUGUGGGAAAGGUUUCACAAGCAGUUGUAAUCUUAAGAGUCACAUGAGGAUCCACACUGGAGAAAGACCGUUCACAUGCACUCCAUGUGGAAAGAGUUUCACAACCAAACAGAGUCUUGAGAUUCACAUGAGGAUCCACACUGGAGAGAAACCGUUCACAUGUGAUCAGUGUGGGAAAGGUUUCACAAGCAGUAGUAGACUUAAGAGUCACAUGAGGAUCCACACUGGAGAAAAGCCGUAUAUAUGCAGUCAAUGUGGAAAGAAUUUCGCAUACAAACAAAGUCUUGAUGUUCACAUGACAGUUCACACUGGAGAGAAUCUGUUCAAGUGUGAUCAGUGUGGGAAAGGUUUCACAACCAAUUCUAGUCUUGAGAGUCACAUGAGGAUCCACACUGGAGAGAGACCGUUCACAUGUGAUCAGUGUGGCAAAAAAUGUAUUACUGCAUCAGACCUGAAUAAACACCUGACAGUUCAUUUGAAGGAGAAGCCAUAUUCAUGUUCUGUGUGUGGAAAGAGUUUUUCAGUGCUGGGAAGUUUAAAAGGACAUCAGAAAAUACACACUGAUGCACAUGUUCUCCUCCCAUCUAAUCCUGCCGACCCCAAUAAUACAUCUCUGCUGUGGGGUCUCAAGCAGUAUGGUCGUCCCUUGGAGAGCAAACCAGCUCCUCCCAUCACAGUUACAUCAUCAGUAAAGCUCCUCCCACCGCAAUUCUCCAAUAAAUGCUGGAAUAUUCCCAUGAGAGCAUCAGGAAGAGCUGAGUUUAUUAAAGAAGACAGUGAGAACAUGAGUGAUCCAGAACCCUGCAGAAUGAAACACACUGAAGAUACUGAAGAACAAAGAGAUAUGAUUAAAGAGGAGGAGGAGAGUGAAGAACUGAGUGAAGUGGAGGAGAAACAUCAUGUCAAACUUGGAGAAAAACCAGCCUGCAAUCAGAGUGGAAACAGCUUCACAACCAAACAACACCUUGAGCUUCACAUGAGAAUUCAUACUGAUAUGAUUAAAGAGGAGGAAGAACUGAGUGAAGUGGAGGAAAUCCAUCAUGUCAAACCUAGAGAAAAACCUUUGAGUCACUCAAAGACUAGAAAGAAAUUUUUAAAGAAAAGAAGAGCCAAGAAAUCUACAACCUGCACUCAGUGUGGAAAGAGUUUCACAAACAAAACUGAUCUUGAGAUUCACAAGAGGGUUCAUACUGGAGAGAAGCCGUUCACAUGUGAUCGGUGUGGAAAGAGAUUCACAGCCAAAAACAGUCUUGAGAUUCACAUGAGAGUUCAUACUGGAGAGAAGCCGUUCACAUGUGAUCAGUGUGGCAAAGGUUUCACAAGCAGUUGUAAUCUUAAGAGUCACAUGAGGAUCCACACUGGAGAGAAGCUAUUCACAUGUGAUCGGUGUGGAAAGAGAUUCACAGCCAAAAACAGUCUUGAGAUUCACAUGAGAGUUCAUACUGGAGAGAAGCCGUUCACAUGUGAUCAGUGUGGCAAAGGUUUCACAAGCAGUUGUAAUCUUAAGAGUCACAUGAGGAUCCACACUGGAGAAAGACCGUUCACAUGCACUCCAUGUGGAAAGAGUUUCACAACCAAACGAAGUCUUCAGCAUCACAUGAGAGUUCAUACUGGUGAGAAGCCAUUCACAUGUGAUCAGUGUGGAAAGAGCCUCACACACAAACGUAAUAUUGAGCGUCACAUGAGGAUCCACACUGGAGAGAAGCCAUUCACAUGUGAUCAAUGUGGAAAGAGUUUCACACAAAAAGGAAAUUUUAAGGAACACAUGAAGAUUCACACUGGAGAAAAGCCGUAUAUAUGUAGUCAAUGUGGAAAGAAUUUUGCAUACAAACAAAGUCUUGAUGUUCACAUGACAGUUCACACUGGAGAGAAUCUGUUCAAGUGUGAUCAGUGUGGGAAAGGUUUCACAACCAAUUCUAGUCUUGAGAGUCACAUGAGGAUCCACACUGGAGAGAGACCGUUCACAUGUGAUCAGUGUGGAAAGAGUUCAUUAACCAAACAGAGUCUUAAUGUUCACAUGAGGAUCCACACUGGAGAGAAACCGUUCACAUGUGAUCAGUGUGGCAGAAAAUGUAUUACUGCAUCAAACCUGAAGAGACACCUGACAGUUCAUACGAAGGAGAAACCAUAUUCAUGUUCUGUGUGUGGAAAGAGUUUUUCACGGCUGUCAGAUUUACAAUCACAUCAGAAAAUACACACUAGUGUGAGAGAGUACAUGUGCUUUGAGUGUGAGAAGACUUUUACUACAGGGAGCACAUUAAGAAAACACCAGAGAAUUCACACUGGAGAAAAACCUUACAAGUGUUCACACUGUGACAAGAGAUUCAGUCAGUCAUCAUCUCUGAAAACACAUGAGAUGAUCCACACUGGAGAAAAACCUUACAAGUGUUCACACUGUGACAAGAGAUUCAGUUGCUCAGCAAAUCUGAAAACACAUGAGAGGAUUCACACUGGAGAAAAACAUUACAAGUGUUCACACUGUGACAAGAAAUUCAAUCGGUCAACAAAUCUGAAAAGACAUGAGAGGAUCCACACUGGAGAGAAGCUGCACACACAUGUCUAAGUUUAUAGAAACUGGAAGAGAGAGCUACUCUAUGAGAAAAAGAAAAUUAACCUUUUAAUUUCUUUAAAACAUGAUUAUCCCCACGAUACAGUUUAAGACAAUUAUCAUACAACACUAUACAUGUUUGGUAUCAUUUGAAAUGUCUCAUUCCCACAGAGGUGAACCCAAAGGCAAUAAAGGUUGUAAGAGUUUAGAGAUAUUAUUUGGGUCCUCUGCCAAUUGGUCUCUUUUAUGCAAAUUGUUCCCUUGUUCCCUAAAGAUGUAAACCUUGAUUAUUGCAAAUUCCUAUUAUUUGCUCAUGAUUCCAUUUGAAAGAAGUUUCUGUCUUGGUCAGAGAUGUUGGAGGAGACUUCAGGUGUGAUUCUGUGGCCAGAUCAGCUCAUAAUGCUGAGUGUCCUCCAGACAUUCUUUAUGCAUUUUCCAA
Molecule: messenger RNA, 4429 nt
Organism: Megalobrama amblycephala (Wuchang bream)
Lineage: Eukaryota; Metazoa; Chordata; Actinopteri; Cypriniformes; Xenocyprididae
Product: zinc finger protein 160-like
Exons: 9
Coding region: 1-4005 (1334 amino acids)
Biological process (GO): regulation of transcription by RNA polymerase II
Molecular function (GO): DNA-binding transcription factor activity; RNA polymerase II cis-regulatory region sequence-specific DNA binding
Source: RefSeq, a predicted model, not a curated record